AAAAGACGCGGUGUGAUCAUCUAUGUUCCAGAAAGUCUACAAGCGUACAUUGAACUGGUCGAGAAAGACGGAAAGCGAUUUCGAAUAGUUUAGUUACGAAUCCAGUGUACAGUUAACUUUUCCAUCAGUCUUUGGCCGUGGAUGUCGUCCAGCCUCGGGAUAGAAUGGACGAUGAAACAUCAGGCUAUGUCGCAGAAUCCGUAUUGACGAAUUUGGGAGUUACUUCAGCAGGCGAGCAGGCAGAACUUGUAAACGUACUGAAUGACAUCCUGGAUACUAAUGUGGGCGACGAUGACUUGGCUGCCGAACUGGCGAGCGAGGACAAGAAACCAGUAGGGAAGAGCACGACCUCGCACAGCUCUGCCGCAAAAACAGGGAAGACGCAGAGUGUGAAGAAAUUGAGCAGCAAGUCGGUGACAAAGCCCACAGCUGCUAAGACAAAAACUGCAAGUGUGGCACCUUCGGGCCAGAAAGCCGACGCGCACAAGGUUGCUAGUGCUAAGACUGCAACAAGCAAUAGUAAGAAAAAGCCGUCGUCUUCGCCCGUGCCGAAGAACAAAGCUGACGCGUCUAAGACGCACGUGAAAAAGGAAGUGUUGUCUGCUAAAGCGGAGGAGAAAACCAAGUCAGCGCAGCUAAAGGCUGUGGAUACAAAAGCUUCACUCAAGGUAACAGAGCAGAAGAAGUCAGGAGAUAAGACAAAGACUGAACAGCCAGCUGCCAAGCAAAAAGUAACGGAGAAAGCACCCGCUCCCCUUGCUAGCAAAGAGCUCGCCAAUAACUCAUCCAUGAAGGCUACAGUGGGGAAGGAGUCCGACGCAGGGAAAGGGAAAGAGAAACCAAAAACGGAGCAGCAGAAGGAAGCUGCAACCUCGAAGACAAAGGUCGCUGUCAAGCCAGCGACCCCGUCUAAAGACAAAAAGCCGACCAAACCUCAACCGAAGCCGUCACCACAACUGGAGAGGAAGCACCAGGAGACAAAGCCUAUGAAGAAAGCAGCAGCUAAGCCGAGCGCGCCGCAGCAGAAAGCCCCCGCAUCCGAGAAGCGGAAGGAAGCAAAGGCCACAAAGGAAGUCGUCUCGAAGAAAGAUCACAAGACAGGUAUCCAGGGCAACGAAUCGGAGAAGGUCGCCGCAAAACUGGCUGGCGGAGCUGGCACCACUGCCUCCGCCGAGAAGGUGCGCGUGAAGACGGAGAAGAUGGCGGAGGGCGCGUCGACGGGCAGCGCGGGAGAGGGCGCCGGUGGUCACAGCAACGAGUACGACACACGCAGCGAGGCGAGCACGUCUCUCGACAGCAGCGACGAUUCGUCGAGCAGUGACAGCGAUGUGGUGCCACCGUUCUCGUCGUCGCGCUCCGCGCAGAAGGCCUCCGGAUACAGACACGGCGACAGGAGAGAUCGUGAUGGAGAAGGGAUGGCGGGAACAAGGGAGUCCGGGCGACAUGACAGGAAGAGGAAGAAGCGGGACAUCAGCCCGAUCGUGUUCGACAGGAAGAGCAGCAGCGAUUCGGAGUCGGACGAAGUUGACAUCAGCGAGGAAGAGGAGAUUGAUCCGAGUAAGAACAAGCGAGCGCGACUAGAUCUGCUCAAGGAACAAGGCUCGAAGCUGAAGUACAUCUUCCGCGAUUCCGCGUACUUCCUCAUUAAGAGUAACAACCACGAGAACAUCUCCCUAGCAAAGGCAAAGGGUGUAUGGUCUACGCCACCACAGAAUGAAGCCAAGCUAAACAAGGCCUUUAAGGAAUGCAGAAACGUUAUUCUUGUCUACUCGGUAAAAGAGAGUGGGAAAUUCCAAGGCUACGCGCGACUCAGCAGCGAAUCUCGUCACGACAUCGCGCCGCCGCAGUGGGUCCUCCCGCCCGGCAUGACGUCACGCGCUCUGGGAGGCGUCUUCAAGAUCGACUGGGUGAACAGGAAGGAGCUAGCCUUUUCCAAGACUCUCCACCUGCACAACUCCUGGAACGAGAAUAAGCCUGUGAAGAUCGGCCGAGAUGGACAGGAGAUCGAACACAACUGCGGCGAGUCGCUGUGCCGGCUGUUUCCCUUCGACGAGAACAUAGAUUUGACGUCCGUCGCUCGCAAGGCGAAGCACAGCCGCAACCGUGUGCACGCCGCACCGCGAGACCGCCCGCGCGACCACCGGCGCCACAACCGGGAGCCACCUAGGCUGCAUCGAGGAGGAGGCAGGGAGUACGACCGCGGCCCACCGAGGAGGGGAGGCUACGGCGCGCAGCAGCGUGAAGGCCGACCACCGCCAGGCAUGUUCAAGGAUCCGCGCAGGGACAGAGGAGGCAUGCCAAGGUUUGGAGUGCGCCGGGAGACAAUGCUGAACGGGAUGGCGCCACCGAUGGCUCGAGGGCGAGGCUUCCCCCGAAAACCGGAGACGUACAAUGACUACAUGAAGGAGCUUUCCUACAGGGGGCCAUCCUCGAUCGAAUCCAGAUCGUACGGCCACAUGUUUGAGAGAUCGGUCGACGACUUCCUACGCAGAACUAAAGCAUCGCGGGGAAUGAGUCGUAGCAGCGACCGACGCUACCGCGACCGCAGGUGA
Messenger RNA from Priapulus caudatus, 2552 nucleotides. RefSeq names its product YTH domain-containing protein 1-like. Gene Ontology annotation, molecular function: mRNA binding; N6-methyladenosine-containing RNA reader activity. The record is from RefSeq and is a predicted model, not a curated record. The transcript is spliced from 19 exons. Gene Ontology annotation, cellular component: nucleoplasm. Gene Ontology annotation, biological process: mRNA splicing, via spliceosome; regulation of alternative mRNA splicing, via spliceosome. Lineage: Eukaryota; Metazoa; Priapulida; Priapulimorpha; Priapulimorphida; Priapulidae. Bases 165 to 2552 code for a protein of 795 amino acids.